This is a messenger RNA of Eurytemora carolleeae, 1426 nucleotides long. Its product is annotated as glycine-rich domain-containing protein 2. The record is from RefSeq and is a predicted model, not a curated record. Lineage: Eukaryota; Metazoa; Arthropoda; Copepoda; Calanoida; Temoridae.
CAAGCAGUCAAGUUGGUCUGAGUAAGGUAAAAUUUCAGAUAUAUCGGUAAAAAAUGGAUUCAACUGCAGACUCUCAGUUUGAGUUUUUUGAGAAGAUAAGGGACUCUAAAUUUCCGAAGUCAAAAGUGUCGCUUAAGGAUUUGGAAGACAUGGAUGAAUUAAAAACAAAAAAUCGUUUAGACUCCAUGUUGACAGAUAUACAGAUAAACCAAGACCUGGUAACCCUAGGUAUUUGGGAGCACCAAUUCCUUAAACAAAUCGAUCUUCUAAAAGUGAUGUACGAGAAGGAGGUGGUGCACAGAGCAGUGUACAGGUAUGAAAAAUACUGGAUGCCUCUUCUCUCAAGUUUAUCUUCCACAGCAGUUAGAGAUUUAGAUUUUGUUCCACCCAUAGAUGUUCAUUGGGUUUGGCACGUGCACAUGCUUGCCCCUGUAGCAUACAGACAAGAUUGCACAGCUGUAGUGGGUAGGGUGCUAGGACACAGACUACGAAGUCUCGAAGAUUUGGCAAUUCUCAGAGAACGAACGAAAUUAAUCUGGGAGAAAGAAUAUCCUAAUGAACCAUUCGACUUAGAUUUUGAAAAAGAAAUUAAGACAGAUGAUGUUAAAAAUGGUCUGGAGUCUAAGUUUGGAUACAAUAUUGAAGAUGCUGCCGCUAGACAACGAUCUUUCUACUACCAGGUCUCUUUACCCCACUACGCUGACCCUGAGUUCCAUGAAGGGAGUGUGCGCCGCUAUAAAAUGUACCUCAGAUUGAAAAAGAAAAAUCCUGAAACCUUCCUGGUCCCUUGUUAUGAUAUGGAUAUAAUUUGGCAUGCACAUCAGGUGCACCCUACCGAAUACAACAAUGACAUGUUGUCUAUCCUUGGGUUUGUUCUAAAGCAUGAUGAUUCUGUAAAUGACAGGUCUGAAGGUUCUAAACUGAAUAAUGCUGACGAGAUUACCAGAGGUUUAUGGCAUGAAGAAUAUCUAGUUCACUUUGCUAGACCUGGUUCUAUGUUUAGGGGUAAUCCACCACAGGGCAAACUGUUUGGUAUCAGCCUUGAUUUUCAGCAAAGUUUGCUGGCCCCUAGAGAGAUGGAUGUUACAGUGUCCAGUGUUAAGAUCAGUGAUCUACCUGAUAUGAAUGAUUCAAGUGUUGAGCUCUCAGUCCAACUGGAAACUGGAACAGGAAACCAGAAUUUGAAGAAGAAGAAAACAGAUAUUUAUUCCAAUGUUCUCAGUGUUACUGAUGAGAACAAUGUUGAAGCCAUGAAUUCUGAAGGCUUGGUUCAGUUCAAAGCCACAAAUACGAGUCAACCCAAACUAAAUAUACGAGCCGGGAAACCUGGAAAAAAAUCAGGAGUUGCAGCCUGGUUCUCUUGCAACCCGAGGCGUGAGAAUAUUGCGCAAUCUGAAGUUCCCAUUGAUGUGUUCUCUCUAGCAGG